UUUACAAAACCAUAAAAAAGUCAUUUUAUAUUAUAUUUUUGUCUGUCUGUGUGUGUUGGGGGAUUCCAGUCUCAGCCGAGAACGAGAGAGAUCAAAUGGAUCAAAAUUUCUCAACAAUCUUAAGAUUAAGAUAUUAGGGUUUUGAGUUGGGGUUGUGGAAUUUGAAUUAGGGCUUGAGAAUUUGGGGAUUGAGAGAGCAGAAAAGGAAAAGGAACUGUCUUAUUUAUUGGGAAAAUUUAUUAGGGCUUUUUCCAGCUAGGGUUUGUGCUGGAGUUUAUAGGGUUUGAUGGUGUGCCUGCCUAGCUGUUGUAUAAAAGGGGUUGAUUGAAUUGGGGCCGUUUUCGUUUUGUGGGGGUGUGUCUGAUGUAAUGUGGGUGGAAGUGUUUGCGGGGGGAGUUUCUUUCUAGGGUUUCCAAUGGGGAGCACAGGUGAGUCUGAUCGAAAAAGGCGUCACUUUAGCUCCAUAUCUCCCAUGGCUGCUACUGCUAAGAAGCAGCCCGUUUUGCCCAUUUAUGACGACAAAAAGCUUGACGUUAAACUCCUGCAAUAUCAAAUUCAGAAGCUAUCACAGAACUUAGAAACUCAGAAGCUGGAGCACUCUAUUCUUGAGAAUAAAUUUUCUCAAAUGAAGGACAAACAAAAGGCAUAUGAUUCCACAUUAACAGUGGUCAAUAAGUCUUGGGAAGAGAUGGUUAAUGACUUGGAAUCUUGUUCCAUCCGUUUAAGAGAAUCGAACAAUCUGAAAGAUGCUGAAGACAUUUCCAUCAGGGAUGAUGGUGCUCCGUCUGCAUUGCAGGAUGCUUUUCUUGACCGCCUUUCACAAGCAGAUGCGACUGAAAGUUCAUGUUCAUGUAAAAGUUUUAAUCAGAUGGAAGAAGAUAGAGGGACUACCAUUGAAAAGACUAAGAAUAUUGUAGGUAAUGUCAUAGCUGCAAUUGACAACCAGUGGCGUGUGAAGGAUGCAUUGCGUGAUGCACUUUUAAAAGUGCUUCCAGAAGAUGGCACAAGUAGGCAGAAGACAUCAACUGACUUUAAAAAUGAAGUUAAGAACUUGAGAUUGGCCUUUAUCGAUGUGUUUUUCAAGCAUAGAAUGUUGGCAAGGGAAUUGCAGAGCGAUUGUGACUUGGAAGCAAAACAUAAAGCUGAGCUUAAACGUUUGAAAUGGGAAUUAGAAACCGCAGCUGAUGAAUUAAAAGACAUUGAUCGUCAACUAGACACUAUUAAGCCACAGAAAAAUGCUGCAAAAGGCACAGCUUUCCCACUUCCAAAUAUUGGGAACAAGCAUGUGGAUAGAGUCAGAGAUAAGCAAAAAGAUCUGCAAGAUAUGGAGUCUACUCUCAAGAAUCUAAUGGACCAAGCUUCAUCUCGGCUAAUGGACAUCAAAGGCCUUCAUGAAGAAAGGAUAAAAAUAUUACAGAAGUUAUCUAGUUUGCAGAACAUGCUUAAAAUUGUAGAGUGUAUUUCUUCUUCCCAAGCUUAUCUCUUGGUGAGAGAUCAAAUAGAAAAGUCAAAGUCAGAAGUCUUCGAGUGCCAGGCGUUAUUUGAGAAACUACAGACUGAGAACGAUAAUCUUUUGUGGAAGGAGAGGGAACUUAAUGUCAAGAGUGACAUUGCUGAUGUUUUUCAAAGAUCUUCUGCAGUUGUUGAAUCUAGAAUUUCUGAUUUGGGGAUAGAAAUACAGAAACAGAUUGAGGAAAGAAAAUUGAUUGAAGCCAAGCUGGAAGAGGCUUCAAGAGAACCAGGAAGAAAAGAAAUCAUUAAAGAAUUUAAAUCCUUGGUUUCUUCAUUUCCUGAGAAAAUGGGUUCCAUGCAAGGUCAAUUACGUAAAUACAAAGAGGCUGCUUCUGACUUUCAUUCUUUAAAGGCUGAUGUGCAGUCUCUUUCCAGCAUCCUUGAUAGGAAGGUGAGAGAGUGUGGGACUUUGUCUGCCAGAUCCAAAGAUCAAGACACUGAGAUACAAAAGUUGAAUGCUGUGGUCCAAGAUUUAAAGGAAUGUGACUCAGAGUUAAAUCUGAUUUUGGAAAUGUAUAGAAAUGAGUUGACUGAUUCAAGGGAUGUCUUGGAAUCUAGAGAUUCAGAAUGCAGGGCAUGGGCUCGUGUUGAAAGUUUGAAGUCCUCUCUUGAUGAACGCAACUUGGAAUUACGAGUCAAGACAGCAAAUGAAGCUGAGGCCAUUUCUCAACAAAGGCUAGCUGCUGCUGAGGCUAAAAUUGCUGACUUGAGACAGAAAUUUGAAGCUUCCAAAAGGAAUAUUUUGAGACUUUCUGAUAUUUUGAAAUCCAAAAAUGAAGAAAAUGAGGCAUACUUAUCCGAAAUUGAGACUAUUGGACAGUCAUAUGAUGAUAGGCAAACUCAAAACCAACAUCUACUGCAGCAAAUUACGAGAGAUGACUAUAACAUUAAGCUUGUUUUAGAGGGGGUAAGAGCAAGACAACAGCAGAAUGCUGUACUCAUGGACAAACGCAAAAUGGAGAGGGAGAUUCAACUAGGCAAUCAUUCUCUUAAUUUCUACAACAUGAAAGCAGCUCGAAUUGAAGAACAGUUGAAAAUAUGCAAAAAUCAUAUUCAGAAAGUAGCAGAAGAUAAGUUGCAAAAACAAAUUACGUUGGAAAAUACUCGAAAGAGAGUGUUAGAAGUCCGAAGGCAAUCUCAGCAGUUAUGGGAGGCGUUAGACGCAUCACAAUCUAAAGUUGAGAAAAGUCACAAUGGUCUGUCAGAUCUGCAGUUGGAACUUGAGAGGGAAAGGUUUGAAAAGAGAAGAAAAGAGGAGGAAUUGGAAGUUUUAAAAAGGAAGGCUUCAAGGCUUCGAGCACAGACAGAGGGUUCAUCAAUUGUUGAAAGGCUUCAACAGGAACUUGGAGAAUACAAGGAGAUACUGAAGUGUGAUGUCUGCCUUGACAGGACAAAACAGGUUGUCAUUACAAAAUGCUAUCACUUGUUCUGCAACCCUUGUGUGAAAAAAGUACUUGAAACUCGACAGAGGAAGUGCCCGAGGUGUUUCAUGAGCUUUGGGCCUAAUGAUGUAAAACCCGUAUACAUCUAAAAGGAGACGGAUGAAACUUCUAUGAGACUUUUAUGAGACGUGCAUCGUGCAUGCAAGACAGUGCAAAUAAUCCGAGACUUGAAUUAUGGAUUCCUGCAGCCUCAAAUGUAAUUCUUAUAUUAGUAAAAAUUAGAAAAGCCUUGUUUAGAAGAGUAGCUCGCCCUUCCGCUCAUCGAUCAGUACAAACAACCUUAGUUUUGCUGGUUCUGCUUCUAGGAUGUUAAUAUGACUCAGUUUUUCAGUGCAGUAUAAACUCUUUUUGGUUUUGACCUUUUUAACUGGUUGGAGCCCUAUAAUCUUUCACCUUAUCGUCAGAUUGUGUCGGGGAAUUGAAGUCCUCCUAUUUGUACCGGUGGUCGGUGUUUAUUUAUACCCGAGGGUUUCGUUUCUGCUGAAAAGAGAUGCAGCUGUAAUCCGAGCUCUCUGGCUGUACAGAUUUUAGUUUUGGGAGGUCUCAAAAGUAGCCUUGUUUUUGCAGUUGAAUUUGACAUUUGCUCAAAGCAGUUGGUAUGUAAAUGUUGUUGAGGUUGAUUGUUCAUUUGGCUAUAUAAAUGCAAUGACGGUCUUGGGUUUGUUCAUUAAA
Malus domestica (apple) is the source of this 3626-nucleotide messenger RNA. Its product is annotated as E3 ubiquitin-protein ligase BRE1-like 1. The record is from RefSeq and is a predicted model, not a curated record. Gene Ontology annotation, cellular component: nucleus; HULC complex. Gene Ontology annotation, molecular function: ubiquitin protein ligase activity; metal ion binding. NCBI's taxonomy places the organism in Eukaryota, Viridiplantae, Streptophyta, Magnoliopsida, Rosales, Rosaceae.